AUGCCUCGAAAACGAUCAUGGAUUGAAUUUAGCGUCCACAGACUAUUAUUAUCGGCUGCAGUAUUAUCAGGUGCUGCUUCCGCCUCAGGCUAUCAUCCGCCCUCUCAACAAGUCCCCAUCUUACCCCCCCAGGUACCUUUGAAUGGAGCGGAGGCUACUCUAGAUACCCACGAAUUUUCCUUACGCCACAUCUUCCACCGAGGUACCUAUGAACAACCCGACCUUCAUGCCAGACUCGACGUCAAGCCAGACACUCGCCUUCGAACUGUAUCCGAAAAUGGCUACGGCGAACAAUAUAUUGCAUCAGAGUCCUCUCUGCUUGCUUCAUCUAGUCCUCUCACAAUACAACGGUUAGUCGACCGACGACUGCCGGUGAUUCAAGGGCACUUGGCAGCUGCGCGGUCUUCGGGCUUUGCGGCCGCCUUGUCUCCACUGGAAUGGGCCAUGGAGACCGUGUAUGGGCCGAAUAUUACAGACAAGCAGACUGUCUUGUCAUUUGCACAAAUGACCGCAAAUGACUACAUCGAGGAGCCUGGAACAGGACAGUGGCACACUAUCCAUGGCAAGUUCAACUAUUCGGGGAGCUUCGGUUGGCAAAAGGAUGGGCUGAGAGGGCACAUCUACUCCGAUAAGACAAACAGCACUGUUGUCAUUUCCUUGAAGGGCACUUCGCCGGCUCUCUUCGAUGGUGCAGGUACCACAACGAACGAUAAAGUCAAUGAUAAUCUAUACUUCAGUUGUUGCUGCGGCCAAGGAGGCUCAUAUCUAUGGAGACAAUCCUGCGAUUGCCAGAGUGCUACAUACACGGCAAACCUGACAUGCAUCGUCGAGUCUAUGACUGAUGAAAACCGGUAUUACCAGGCAGCGAUCGACCUAUACUCUAAUGUUACCGAGAUCUACCCGGACGCAAAUAUUUGGAUGACCGGCCAUUCCCUAGGUGGUGCAAUGACAAGUCUGGUUGGAUUGACGUUCGGGUUGCCUGUGGUCACUUUCGAGGCCAUCCCAGAGGCAUUACCCGCAGCUCGACUUGGUCUUCCAAGCCCGCCAGGGUAUGACCCACGAUUUCCACAGUCGCGACAGUUCACUGGAUCUUACCACUUCGGACAUACAGCAGACCCAGUCUAUAUGGGAACCUGCAAUGGAAUCAACUCUAUCUGUACAUGGGGUGGCUAUGCGCUGGAGUCAGCGUGUCACACCGGACAACUGUGCACAUAUGACACUGUGGCAGACAAGGGCUGGCGUGUCGGUCUUGGCACCCACAAGAUUGAGAACGUGAUAUCUGAUGUGAUUUCGAAAUACGACAGUGUUCCCUCAUGUGUCGCAGAGGAAGAAUGUUUUGACUGUGAACUCUGGAAGUUCUUCCGAAGCAACGGGUCUGAGGCCACAACUACUACAACUACCACCACGACUACUUCAUCUCCCACCAGAACUUCUACAUGCAAGACGCCCGGGUGGUGGGGGUGCCUGGAUGAAAGCACGACCGCUACUACUACGACUUCACUGACAAGCACCACUACUACGACAUGCCUGACUCCUGGUUGGUUCGGAUGCAAUGAUCCUACCACAACAGCCACUCCAGCACCCAUAGUGACUACCACUUUGCCCACGGUUACUGCAACGACCAGCUGUCAUGAUCCAGGUUGGUUUGGCUGCCGCGAUGAAACUAGCACGGUAGCCACGACUACCGCUAAUCCUGCCUCGCCCACUUCAGCGAUCUGUCAUACCCCGGGAAUAUUUUGGGGAUGCUGGGACAAGUCCACUAACAUGCCUAACAUGCCUGCGAUCACCUCGGUGCUCACUCCUACCAGCUAA
Molecule: messenger RNA, 1812 nt
Organism: Penicillium verrucosum
Lineage: Eukaryota; Fungi; Ascomycota; Eurotiomycetes; Eurotiales; Aspergillaceae
Gene: atg15
Product: triglyceride lipase ATG15
Exons: 2
Coding region: 1-1812 (603 amino acids)
Biological process (GO): multivesicular body membrane disassembly; piecemeal microautophagy of the nucleus; macroautophagy
Molecular function (GO): glycerophospholipase activity
Source: RefSeq, a predicted model, not a curated record